Dermochelys coriacea (leatherback sea turtle) is the source of this 4977-nucleotide messenger RNA. Its product is annotated as zinc finger protein 879-like. Gene Ontology annotation, biological process: regulation of transcription by RNA polymerase II. The coding region runs from base 1 to 2304 and encodes 767 amino acids. Gene Ontology annotation, cellular component: nucleus. Gene Ontology annotation, molecular function: RNA polymerase II cis-regulatory region sequence-specific DNA binding; DNA-binding transcription activator activity, RNA polymerase II-specific. The record is from RefSeq and is a predicted model, not a curated record. Lineage: Eukaryota; Metazoa; Chordata; Testudines; Dermochelyidae. The transcript has 8 exons.
AUGGGGACAUGUAUCCAGGAAAGCAGUGACUCUGAAAAGGAUUUACAGGCCAGAGUGGAGAAGCCACUCAAGAUGAGCUCCCAGUGUGAUGCUGUGGUGAACAGGGCUAAAGCCAUCAUCAGACAUAGGGGCAGAGCUCCUAGACACGCCCAGGAAUUCCUGCGCGAGGGGGGCGGGCUAAGGGAGGGACCUUCUCGUGCCCGCCGCGGAGACCUGGGGGCCGAGCCCGGCCCGAGCUGCGCGUGCGGGAGCGAGCCCCCUCUGCAGGCUGCGGCCCCGGCGCGCAGGGCGAGCCCGGCCGACCCCUCCUGCUCGCUGCCGGGGGUGCCGGGUUCUGACCCCUUCCCGCAGAGCGGGCAGCGGCCGGCGCUGGAGGCGGGGCUGCGGGGGGGGCGGGUCCUUUCGGCCGGUUCCUCUGGCCUGUGCCUCGGGGGCUGGGACCGGCCUGCUCGGGACAGCGGGUUCGGCGCCGGGCUGGGGCCGCUGCACACACUGGCGAUGGGAGGCUGCGCUGAGUCCAUGUCAGUGACGUUUGAGGAUGUGGCCAUGUAUUUCUCCCCAGCGGAGUGGACGCUGCUGGGCGAGGAGCAAAGGCACCUUUACAGACACGUUAUGUGGGAAAAUUACCAGACUCUGGUCUCGUUAGGAAUCCAAACCCCCAAGCCAGUGGUGAUCUCCAACAUAGAGCGAGGGGAAGAGCUGUGUGUCCAGGGUCCCACAGAAGAUGAAGAUGAGGACAUCCUGAGUGGCACCCGCCCAGACCUUGGUGCAGGUUUUCCAGAUGCAGAAGAGACCUGGGACUGGUCAGCAAUUGAAAGCUCCUUGGGCUUCUUCCUCACACAAAGCUCUUCCCCUGGAGCAGCAGGGGCGAGGAACCUGAGCAGGGCUGAGGGGCAGAUUCCUGAGGAAGGGCCUGGCACCCUGGAGUCAGUCAGGCCUUUCCCAGGGACAUCAGGGAAGAAGCAUUCCAAGAAAUCUGAGCGGGGAAGACACCACAAGAGGCAGGGCAGGCCAGAAAGGCAGAGGAAAAAUCUGAUCAGAAAUGAGCCAGCAACCUCAAUAGGCAAUCAGAGGAGAUCCAGACCAUACCUAAAGUCUCCUGCAGAGGGGAAAGCUGAGCCCAGAAAGAGCCUAUUUACCUGUCGUGUGUGCAGAGAAGAAUUCAAGGUGCAAAGAGACCUGAUAAGCCACCAUCGGAUGGUUCAUAGGAGACAGGAACUGUAUCACUGUAGUGAGUGUGGGGAGAGCUUUAGGAGAAAAAAGGAGUUCAGAGCACAUGGGAAAGCUCACAGAAAGAAGAGAGACCAUUCCUGUUCUGAAUGUGGGAAGAUAUUCCACCAAUUAUCGCAUCUCAUUGCCCACCAGCGAAUACAUACAGGAGAGAGACCCUAUUGCUGUGCUGAGUGUGGAAAAAGAUUCUUCUAUAUAUCAGCUCUUAACAUCCACAAGAGAGUCCACUCAGGAGAGAGGCCCUAUGCCUGCGAUGAGUGUGGAAAGCGAUUUAUGGAUUCAUCAACAUUUCGUAAUCAUCAGGCAAUCCACUCAGAAAAGAGACCCCAUCGCUGUAACCAAUGUGGGAAAGGCUUCAAAGUUACAUCAAGUCUUACUAGACACCUAAAAAUCCACAGCGAAGAGAGACCCUUCUUGUGCCAUGAGUGUGGGAAAAAAUUUUGUCUACGAGAACAUCUGAUCAGACAUCAGAGAAUCCACACUGGGGAGCAGCCCCAUUGCUGUGCUGAGUGUGGGAAAAAAUUCAGUCUCCUUCAAAGUCUCAGGAGACACCAGGAAACCCAUAGUAUGCGGAGACUCCAUCGCUGUGCUGAGUGUGGGAAAAUAUUCCGUCAUCCAGAAAAUCUCUCUAGACACCAGAGAGUCCACACUGGGAAACUCCAUCGCUGCACUGACUGUGGAAAAGGCUUUGUCUAUAUACAUCAUCUCAAGAGCCACCAGAGAAUCCACACUGGAGAGAAACCCUAUUCCUGUACUGAGUGCGGGAAAAGUUUCACCCAAUUGUCUGGCCUCACCAACCACCUGAGAAUCCAUUCAGGAGAGCGACCCUAUCCCUGCACGCAGUGUGGGAAGCGCUUUGCUCACUCAUCAUCUCUCACUGAACAUCUGAAAAUCCAUUCAGGAGAGCGACCAUAUUCCUGCAUUCAGUGUGGGAAGCACUUUGCUCGCUCAUCAUCUCUUACUCAGCAUCAGAGAACCCACCCAGGAGAGCGACCAUAUUCCUGCACUCAGUGUGGGAAGCGCUUUGCUCGCUCAUCGUACCUUACUAAACACCAGAGCACCCACUCAGGAUAGAGACUCCAGACCCUUGUAUUCUAUGGAGGAAACCUCUUCAAUCUCUCACUUCACCCUGUUCUCAAAGUAUGUAAAAGAGGGAGAACUUGCUCCCACUCUGAAAUGUUCCCUCCGUUUCACUAUGUAUACACGAGUUUAGGUGCUGGGUUUGUUAAAAUAAUUUGUAUGGUCCUGGAGAAGGGAGCAUUUAACCCUAGAGGUACUGAAACAUUCCAUUGUGGGCAUUAUGGGCUGCAGGUAAGAGAGAGAUGACUGGAGCCAAGACUGCACAUUGGAGGUCCUGGUUUCUCCCAAGCCGUUUGUUCACUGCGGCUCCCAUCCUCUCCGGCUCCACAAAUUGAAUUAAUUGUUUUAUUUCUUCUGGCAUUUUUCUGUUUGGAAAAAGAAUAAUGGGUAAAGAUUAUGCAGAGACUGAAAAGGAGCUUUCGUCUCCUGAGUUAAUGAACGGUUGUGACAUUCCCUGUGUGCCUCUCAUAGUACUGAAUCAAAAGGAAGGUUGUUUUGAUUUGGCUUUGAGAGAAAAUUAUGAAGCAAGCUGUCCUGAUAGUUGGCUUCAUGCAGAAUGCAGCCAGGGCCCUGUCUUCACACCUAAUUGCCUGGCAAGCAAUACCAGCUAGGACCGGAAGGUUGGAGAUUGGAGUUUCUGGAUCAACAAACAGCAUGCUGUUUGGUUAUGGCCUGCCUUCUUUAUCAUCUUGAUGGUACAUACAAAUGCUUGACAUCUAUGGAUGCUGCCGUCAUGAUUAGCGUGACUACAUCACUUACCUAUUAUCUAAUUCAUUGUGCCAUCAGAAGUCAUACACCAGAAAAAAGGCAAGGGCAGGGAUGAGAGAUGUCGGUUACUUCCUAUUAUAAUGGCUUUUUUUUUAAUAACUCAAAUUUGUGUUCCUGGAUGAGUUAGUGGCACUUUAAUGCCACCUAGGGCUUGUCUACACUAGAACUUAUCACUUACCAGAACACUCAUCCACAUCCCUGUGCAAUGUAAAAUAUACCAUCCUAAGCACUGGUGUAAAUUGAGCUAUGUUGAUGGAAGAGCUUCCCUGCCAACAUAGGUACCGCCUGUCAUAAAGGUGGAGAUGUUAUGCUGACAGGCAAGCUCCCUCCCAUUGGGUUAGAGCGUCUUGAAUGAUAGCUUGGUGUCUUGAACACUAGCGGGUACUGUAGCACUUAGGGCUUGUCUACAUUACCCCCUGUAUCAGCGGGCAGCAAUCGAUCCAGCGGGAGUCAACACUGGUACUCCAGCAGAACGAGGAACGCAAGCGCAGUUGAUGGUAGAGCUACGUCGACUUCAGCUACACUAUUCACAUAGUUGAAGUUGCGGUAUCUUAGAUCAACCCCACGUGGUAGUGUAGACAAGCUCUGACAUGUACCUGGAUCUCAGCCUUGACACCAAGUGGCAAGGAGUGCAGGAAAAUCUCUCUGGGCAACUUUGCUCUGCUUUGCAGGCUGGGACUUGGGUUUGCUGCUUGUUGUAGGUGUUUUCUGUAAAUAACUUGUGGAGCUGCAGUCCCAGCCCAGAGUGUGACAUGGGUAUGAAACAUCCAGAGGUCACGGGGCGGGGCAGAGGUGGGAUCCUGCAUGGGAACAGGCAGCCCAGAGACCAUUGUUUCAGGAGAGAGAAUCCUAAAUGGAGAGGGAGAGAAACUAAUCUCAGCAACAUCUUAAAUUCAACUGAGCAGCAGUAUCGGGCCAUUGUCUCCCCAUUCCUCAAGCUGGGGUAAUUUUUGGCCAUUCUUCUCUGUUGGAGGGCAAUGAUGAGAUGGGACUUUGUUACUGUUGUCUCAUCGUUCCUGGAGGGAAUAAACUAAUACAAGAGAAAUAUGAGUCUGAAAUGGCUGCACUGCCAUGUGUGUAAGUGAAGCCCUGCAAUCUUCCCUGCAGUGUUGACUUUGUUAUGUUCCACUCACUCUUCAGAAAUGACGUUGGGGAGAAGCAGCCAUCCUGCCUUUCUUUCUGGAGCUGGUUAUGCCAGCUGCAGUUCAGCUCUGUUGUAAUCUGCUUUUAACCAUUAUUUCUACUCAAGAAAUGGGGGUGUUAGAUUCUAAACUAGUUAAAAUCAUCCAGAAAACUCUGUGCUAAUGCUAAGCUUUGUUGUACAAAUUUACUAGUAGUUCAGUUGUUCUAACCUUUAUUCAUUGUAUAUGCAACAUCUGUCAGACACCAGAUGUAUGCUCUGUUAAGGUUUGCCAAAUAUGAACUGUGUGCUAGGUACAGUUGGUGCAAAUAUUUCUAUGGUUUUAUGCUACUUGUGUGUUAUGGUCUACUACUAGCUAAACUGCUGUGUGCAUAAUUAGAUAAGAAAAGGUGUGUAAGGUCUGCAGAUUCUGGACUUUUCUGUCUUCUAAAUGAGAAUACAAAUAUGAGCAAAGCUGAACUCAUCGUUUGUAACAGAGUGAAGAGGUAUCUGCUGCAUAACAUUUCUCCAAAGUAGGUACAUACUUACCUUUCUGUAUUACUGUGACAGUCUGUACCUCUGUGUUCACCCCUUACCGGGAUAAUGAUCAAUUUUGUACAAAGUAUGCCUUUUGAAGUAUUAUUUGAAAACUCAUAAUGUGCUGAACAUUAUUAUCUUGUGAAAAUAUGGGAGGCAACAUUCUGUGUAAAGUUAUAUGAUUCUACUGUAUGAUGUUACUUAGAUAUGUCGCAGUUCUAGAGAAAACCCACAGACCAGUU